AUGUUCUCUGGUCUGAUGGGUUUGAUGGCGGAGCACGCUGCUGCGCCGGGAAUGCGGGACCAAUUUAAAGAGACGUUUAGAUGCUAUCCUAUCGAUGCUAUGAACGACCGGAUCAAGAAACCAGGUGCCAACUAUGGCGGUAAGAUAUUUCUCCCAGCAAGUGCGUUGAACAAACUGUCUGUUUUAAACGUUAAAUACCCAAUGCUGUUUGAGAUAUUGGCCCGGGAGAGCAAUACACGGGCAUUUGGUGGCGUUCUCGAGUUUACUUCGGAGGAGGGGAGAGUGUAUCUACCCAAAUGGAUGUUCCGAGGUCUCGGUAUAACAGUUGGUGGGCUCGUUGAGGUAUUGUCCACUGAUGUACCACAGGGCCGGUUUGUGAAAUUAGAACCGCAGUCGACCGACUUUUUGGACAUUUCGGAUCCAAAGGCUGUAUUAGAGACUGCGCUAAGGAAUUUCUCGACUUUGACCGUCGAGGAUAUAAUAGAAAUUAACUACAAUGACACCAUUUAUGGCAUAAAAAUAUUAGAGGUAAAACCGAAAUCUGCCAUACAGAGCAUAUGCGUCGUGGAAACAGAUUUGGUGACAGAUUUUGCUCCACCCAUAGGAUACGUCGAACCCGAAAGAUUUUCAGACAAGAUAAAAGCCCCAGUCGAUAAAGCUGCUGCGAACAGCAACCGCACACUAGGACCCAUGUCGAAACGGAUAAAAUAUAACGAACUUUUGAACACAACCAAUAACGAGUCGUUGUUUUUGGGGAAAGGAUUGAAACUUUCAGGGAAACAACCAAAGACGAAGGAUGAUACAGAGACGUCUUUUAAAAAAAUCAAUCUAUCACUAAAUGAAAUACCGGCAAGGUUGGACUUACCAAAGGGCCAACUGUUUUUUGGAUUCCCUAUUAUCCCACCUAAAGCUCUCCCAAAUGAAGCCACCGGUGCCGACGACAUCGCAAAACAACCACGGUUUCUGGGAAUUGGAGCGUCCUUAAGAAAGAGUUCAAAAAAGAGAAGAAAUACAAGUGGAGAAACCGAUGCACCAAGCUCGAAAAAGAAAAACCCUAAACCUAAGAAAGAGUCGGCUCCGGAGAAUCCAGAAAUAAUCGAAAUUGAUUAA
Messenger RNA from Huiozyma naganishii CBS 8797, 1110 nucleotides. RefSeq lists its product as uncharacterized. The transcript has a single exon. Gene Ontology annotation, cellular component: VCP-NPL4-UFD1 AAA ATPase complex. Bases 1 to 1110 code for a protein of 369 amino acids. Gene Ontology annotation, molecular function: polyubiquitin modification-dependent protein binding. The record is from RefSeq and is a predicted model, not a curated record. NCBI's taxonomy places the organism in Eukaryota, Fungi, Ascomycota, Saccharomycetes, Saccharomycetales, Saccharomycetaceae.